UUUUACACGAUGGACGGCGACGGUGCAGGGCCGAACGCCAUUACGGUCGUGUUUGACACUUUCAAGAAAGAGACCUUCACGCCUUCCAAAGGCUUGAAACAGCUUCAACGAAGGCUGAAGAUGCAGUACAACAUCAUCGAGAACAAGGAAGGGAUCGAACAAUCAAUAUACAACGUUAGAAACACACAGAUUGCUGUCUUCUGGGGUCCUCGCGAGAAGUUCACCAAGUCAGAGUUUGCUGUCAUUAAGAACUACCUUGAGGAUGGUGGGAGCGUGUUUAUGUUAUUGGGAGAAGGAGGAGAGGGAAAAUAUGGAACAAACAUCAAUUUUUUGCUGGAGGAGUAUGGGAUCUACAUCAAUUCCGAUUGUGCCGUGCGAUCAGUGUAUCACAAGUACCUACAUCCGAAGGAAGUGCUGAUAUCCAACGGAGUGUUGAAUCGAGAGCUUUCUCAUGCAAUAGCUCGCCUUCCAGGAGCGUCCAAGAGCGAGAGGGAAAGCGUCGAUCUCUCCUCCACACAGCAUGAUUUGCACGGGGGGCUAGAAAUCGUGUUCCCGUAUGGAGCGACACUGAAUGUUCAGAAACCUGCCAUCCCCCUGCUGUCGACGGGUCAGGAAUCUUAUCCCCUGAAUCGGCCGGUAUUAGCAGUGUAUGACGGAAAGUUGUUGCACAAGCAGGGGAAAUUGAUUGUACUCGGGUCAGACAAAGUGUUCAAUGACGAAUGGUUGUUAAAGGAGGAAAACGGGAAAUUAUUGGAUGUCCUUAUGAAAUGGUUGGUGCCGGGGCAGGAGAUCAAACUCAACUCCAACGAUGCUGAAGAUCCGGACAUCAACGAGUAUCAUCACGUUCCGGACACUGGGGCACUGGCAAGUCGCGUCCGGUGCUGCCUUCAGGAGGCUGAGGAGAUCCCCCGGGACUUUGCGUCCAUGUUUGACGACAAGCUGUUUAAGUUUGACACCGACGAGAUUCCGGAGGCGAUCAAACUCUACAAGCAGCUCGACGUCAAGCACGAAGUGCUCACCCUCAUCCCUCCGCAAUUCGAGGCUCCCCUGCCUCCGCUUCAACCCGCUGUCUUCCCUCCUGCCCUCAGAGAGCCUCCUCCGCCAGCUCUCGACCUCUUCGACCUCGACGAGCAGUUCGCGUCGGAGAGGGUGAGGCUAGCCAAGCUGACCAACAAAUGCAAGGACCCCGACAGCUUAGACUUCUACGUGAAGCACUCAGCGGAGAUUCUAGGUGUGACGAAUAAGCUUCCCGAGGGCAAGAAGACAGCCAAGCAUUGCCUCGAAGUUAUCUUGCGCGAACUUGUAAAUUGGAAGCGGAUGGCACCCGAUACUUCGCUGUCAGGAAACGCGAUCGGACAACAUCUUUGAGGCAUGAGAAAGGAUUAAUGAAGGCAUCAC
Molecule: messenger RNA, 1398 nt
Organism: Guillardia theta CCMP2712
Lineage: Eukaryota; Cryptophyceae; Pyrenomonadales; Geminigeraceae
Exons: 9
Coding region: 10-1368 (452 amino acids)
Biological process (GO): intraciliary transport; cilium assembly
Cellular component (GO): centriole; intraciliary transport particle B; cilium
Source: RefSeq, a predicted model, not a curated record